AUUCUAAACAUUUUUGUUCUUCUUUAGAGUCAAUGGCUUUCGUUAAUUGGAUAAAUAAUUAGAAAUAUAAUAAGAAUAUUUAUUAUUAUUAUAUUCUCUUAUUAUAUUCUCUUAUAUUCUCUUUAGUAUUAUAAACUAAAAUAUGUAAAUUAAACUUUGUUGGGAUUAUAUGAAGAAAUACAUCUACAUAAUUAUCAAAGAUAACCUUAUACACACACAUGUGGAAUUUUAAGCAUAAAGAGUGCUACUUAAGGGAAAUAUUUGAACAAAAUAUUAAAAUGGGUCAUACAGGAGAUCAGGAUAGCGAUAGUGUUGCAUCUGAUCUUCAGAAUAAACAUGAUACUUCUAUUGAAAAUAAACAAGACAAUAAGAAGUACAAGUGUACUUAUGCCGAAUGUCAUGCUGUAUUCUUGCGACCCUCUAGAUUGCAAAGGCACAUAAGAUUGCAUACUGGAGAGAGACCUUAUAAAUGCAAUCAUCCAGAAUGUACAAGGUCAUACACCAAUUCUAGCCAUUUGAAAAGACAUUUGGAAACGCAUAAUGGUACCAAGAAAGUAUAUCAAUGUCCACAAUGUACAAUGUCAAUCAGUAAUCUUCACAAUUUGAAACGUCAUUACAAGAAAAUGCAUAGUAAAGAUAAAAAGAUUUACUGCAAGGAAUGUGGUGAAAGUUUCAAUAAGAAGCAUCAAUUAGCUGAACAUCAAACUAUGCAUUUUGGACCUAUGACUUAUAAAUGUGAUAAAUGUGCCAAAAGUUUUACAAAUAUCAGUAGAUUUAAACGACAUGAAAAGAUACAUGAAAAGGAUCCCAAACGUUAUCCCUGUCCAGUAUCCGAAUGCUCGGAAGUGUUUGAUAAAUGGCUACUUCUUUGUGCACAUAGGAAAGCUAAACAUGUAACAAAUUAUAAGUGCAACAAUUGUGACAAGAUCUUUCUUAGUAAAUCUAGAUUAAAAGUACACUCCAAAAUACAUUCUGAAAAUAGAUUAAGUAUAUCAUGCCCAUAUGAUAAUUGUCAUAAAACUUAUUUAUUCAAAUCAAAUUUGGAGCAACAUAUAAGAAUUAAACAUCUUGGAGAAAAAUUUUAUUGUGACACAUGUUCUGUGGGUCUUACGACAAAAAAGAAGUUGAUAGAACAUAUUCAACGUCAUGAAUCCAAAAAGGGAAAGAAAAAGAGGAAAUCGAAAGAAGAGCAAAAGAAAAGAAAAGAUGCAGGUAUACCUAAGAAAAGUAUGCUAUCUGGAUUAAUUGGAGUAAAUUUGCCCUAUAGUUUAGAAAAAAUGGUGAUGGAACGAGAAACAAUGAUAAAUGAUAAUAAUGACAAUAUUGAAAACAUUCAAUAAAUAUAUAAAAACUUUGGCCUAUUAUAA
Messenger RNA from Cataglyphis hispanica, 1367 nucleotides. Its product is annotated as zinc finger protein 98-like. Gene Ontology annotation, molecular function: DNA-binding transcription factor activity; RNA polymerase II cis-regulatory region sequence-specific DNA binding. NCBI's taxonomy places the organism in Eukaryota, Metazoa, Arthropoda, Insecta, Hymenoptera, Formicidae. The transcript is spliced from 5 exons. Bases 219 to 1340 code for a protein of 373 amino acids. Gene Ontology annotation, biological process: regulation of transcription by RNA polymerase II. The record is from RefSeq and is a predicted model, not a curated record.